CUUCCGGUUUGAAUAUCUUGUAAACACAAAACAAAGCCGGAAACGCAGAUAAACUCCUCGCUAUCGAAACCUGUGUCAUCACCUGUUACACGCGCCGUGGCGUUGAUCGGCAGUGUGUUUUUUACUCCGUCGUGCGUGAGUUGCGUGUUCUCCGUCGAGCUCGUCGGGGAAUGAGUACAAAGUGUCGGCUAACAGCGAGCUAGGCUAACGGCAGGCUAUCCCGUUAGCUCAGCCCCGGUGUGUCGUUCCAACAGUCCCGCGGAGCGGACUCUCUCAUGGUGGUCUCAGUUCGAUGGGGAACUGUCUGUUUUCGCAAGGCGCGGAUGAUCUGUCGCUGCUGAAUGAGUCCGAGGGGGGCAGCCUGCCCGGGGAACCCCCUCCGCCCUACCAGGAGCACGCUCAGCCAGUGCCAGUGUACCAUCCCAACCCGGGCGAGAGUCGUCUGGCCAGCCAGUUGACUGAGGAGGAGCAGAUCCGUAUCGCCCAGCGCAUCGGGCUCAUCCAGCACCUUCCCAGAGGCGUCUUCGACCCAGGCUCCGACUCCUCUGACAAGAAAGUUAAAGAAUGUGUGAUUUGCAUGAUGGAUUUCGAUUACGGCGACCCCAUCCGAUUCCUGCCCUGCCUUCACAUCUACCACCUGGAUUGCAUCGACCCCUGGCUGAUGCGCUCCUUCACCUGCCCUUCCUGUAUGGAGCCCGUCGACGCAGCCCUGCUGUCCACAUAUGAAACCAACUGAGCGUUUCCUGCCCCGUGGCUCCACUACGUUAACCGCACCUUUAUCGCCUGAGCUGUCCUGGCUGUUUGAACCGUUAGCUAAGAUGAGGUGACAUUAUGCAGAUGUUUCUGGGGGUGUGUGAGGGGUGCAGACAGAUGUUCACAGCUGUGCCCUGCAGCACGUUACCCGAGUCUGAUAUGCACUUUUUUGGGGGGCUUUGGAAAGUCUUUGCCUUUUUGCAGGAGGACAAUGUGCCAAAUCCAGCUAGAUGAGGAAGAUGUUCAAGUAGCAAAAUAUUACUGCAAAGUAAUGUCACUUUUUGUACAAUUUACAGUCCUGGUUUCUAUGCGAAUCGAUGUAAUCUGCUUUCCUCUUCAACAAGUAAUGUGCAAUUUCUUAAAAUGGUCACAUAGAAGCAGGAACUUUGUCUGGACCCGGUGAGCAUCACUACCUGCUACAGGUUCCCAGAAAAUGAUGAGUGAAGUGAACUUGUGGUCUCGAAUGUCACUGAAACACUUGCCUCCUACUGAAAUUAUGUCUUGAAAAUGCAGACCCUCGUAUCCGUUUUCCUGAACAAAAAUAUGCAUGGAGGUCAACCUGAGUGUCAUCUCUCUUUUUGAGGAUAUUUUGAAGAUUGCUUCUGUUGUUUUACUACAUGAGUUGAGACAGAAUUAGAUACCUGACAGAUGAGAUUUUUGGUUUGUUUGUACGUGUUCUACUCUUUCCUUUUGAAGCUGCUUUUAUAAAUGUUUGUGUUUUUGUCCUUUCACUCUGGAAUCCUCUCCUUUGUUCUGUUUUUUUUUUUUUUUUUUUUUUGGUUUUGUGCUGUUUGUUGUGUUCAAGUCCUCAGUACAUAAUUUUUAUCACUUCAUGUUAUUAACAUUGACAAAGCUGCAUUAUGCCGUGCAAUCCGCCUCUGAAGCACCUUUGGGAUACCCCUCAUCUGAAAAUGCGUAACUUCUAGAUUUAGUUUGUAUGCGUGUGUUUCGAGGGGGUGGUGAGUAGAGACUGGCACAUCAACGUAACCUUUUCACUCAAGCCCAUCUGUUUCACACUUUAUUGUAGUCACCUUCUUUUUCUAGUUUGGAGUUGUUUGGUUUUCUUUUCAUGCUGCAAGUAAUGCAUUUCCUAAACUCCUGGAUCUGCUCUGGUGUUGGAUAUCCUCUCUGAUAUUGACUGCGUCGAUGUAUCGCACAACAUCAGAUGGCAAAAGCUGCAGCGGUAUGAAGGAAUGUAUCUCGAAUGUAUAGAAUGAAUUCAGCUGUUAAAUAUUUGGACAGUUUAAGUGAUUACGAGAGGACAUUUCUGAUUUACUGUGCUCUUACUGUGCCUUUCAAGGUUGAGGUAAGCCAAUUCCUGUGAAGUACAAUCAUUUCUGACAUUACCUUGGUUUUUUUUCUUUAGUUGUCCUCUAGGAGGAGACAGAUACCAGCACUGUACCGAUGAGCAUCACUCAGAAACAGAUCUAGGAUAAAGCCAGACUUUCAAUCUGGCUGCUGUUAACAAUCAGCAACAAUCAUUUUUUGUCUCUUAAUUUAUAGUGUGUGCUGCCAGUGCACAGGUUUUAGUGAUUGCAGAGAACCACAAUAAAAAGUGGAUACCAAAUCU
Molecule: messenger RNA, 2323 nt
Organism: Salarias fasciatus (jewelled blenny)
Lineage: Eukaryota; Metazoa; Chordata; Actinopteri; Blenniiformes; Blenniidae
Gene: rnf11a
Product: ring finger protein 11a
Exons: 3
Coding region: 293-736 (147 amino acids)
Biological process (GO): ubiquitin-dependent protein catabolic process
Cellular component (GO): ubiquitin ligase complex
Molecular function (GO): ubiquitin protein ligase activity
Source: RefSeq, a predicted model, not a curated record